Macaca mulatta (Rhesus monkey) is the source of this 5915-nucleotide messenger RNA. NCBI's taxonomy places the organism in Eukaryota, Metazoa, Chordata, Mammalia, Primates, Cercopithecidae. The record is from RefSeq and is a predicted model, not a curated record.
UCUCCCAAAGUGCUAGGAUUAUACGCAGGCAUGAGCCACUGUGCCUGGCCAGUUGCCUUUUUUUUUUACUCAACAUUUGCUCUGUUGUUGUGAACCUUUGACUAUUUUUCAGAGUCCUGACCAAGUUUUUGUUUCAUUUUUAUUGUUUUUACUUGAUUUUUUGAUAGUGUUUUUACUUGAGUUUUUGAUUUUUAUGUAGAGGGGCGGACUCUUGGACCUACCUACUCUGCUAUUUUCACUCAAUGAGAUUUUCCUCCACAGUAUACUUGAUUUUGUUUUUUCUGUUGUUGGUACUUUUAAAAAAGAAAUAAGCUGAUGCAAGUGUACCUUCAGUGAUAUCCUCUAAUCCACCCCCUUUCUUCUCCUCCAUCCCUAGGGAUAACUAUUCUCUUGAACUAAUUUCAUAUAAUACAUGUUUUAUUAAAUGUGUACAUAUCCAAAAUUAAUACAUAGUCUUGUUUUAUGUUUUUUAAUUUUUUAAAUAUACUUUUCUUUGUUGUUUCUUUCAUAUAAUGAUGAUUUGUGAACAUGUCCUGUUUGGUAAUGAUGCUUUAGAAUUUAUGGAAAUUUUCUUUAUGGCUUCCUAUACAUACAUGAGUUUUCAGGAAAUGUACUCCUCCAGGGAAAGGACCUAGCCACUGGAGCAAACAGGUGUGAUUACAUUCUCCAGAAAGCUCGUAAGGGUCAAAAAUGAAGUAGAAGCUCUUCAGCUGUUCCUGGGAAAGGGGCUGUGGAAGCUCAUGGGAAAGGAAGCCUUGCCAUUUGAAAUGCAUACCCUGGAUGUCACUGAAAUGUUGCAUCCACCGCCUCCUGCCCAGGAAUAUUAGAUCAUUUGGGUUCUGCACCUUUCCACUGGUGGCAUUCUAAGAAGAAAAGUGUGAAACAUCUCUUGCCACAAUUAUGUGCUUCUGAGACUGCAGACGGAAGGGGAGCAUUUGUAGCUGUGGGUUAGAGGAUGAGUCAGUGCAGGCCCUGUGGGUUUGGAGCAUGCAGGAGGGCCACCGGGAGCUUGCUACAAUGAUUCCAUCCAGGUAGAAAGAAAGCUCAGGGUGACUCCAUCAAGUUGAUGCUCUCACCAUGUGAGUCUCUUACUUGAGUUUUAGAAUUGGGCCUAAAGAAAGCCUCUGGGGCUGCCACUCUCUGACCUGCUGCUUUCAGGCCAGGGGUGUAGCGUGCAGCUUUUCCAUUUGUCUUUGUGCCUGUGUCACUGUUGGCAGUGCUGAUUUCAGAAGGUCACAUUAUAUGUCCGUGACGCUGGCCAUCUUCCAUGAUGAAUGAAACUCCCUCAAGGUAGUAGCAAAGAGAGCUAAGAUGUAUGAUGACGGUAUGCGGUCCAAAGGAAUUCAGAGUGGCUAAGGUCAUGUCCUUGGAGACAGGCCGUGUCGGUUCAGAUUUUACUUCUGUGUUUGGACAAUAUAGUUCAAUCUGUAAGCCUUAGGUCAAUAUUGGAAUGAAAAAUAAUGAUUGAUACCUUAUAAGGAUAUAACGCAGUAGGUAGUAAUGAGAAAUAAGACAGUGCCUCUGCUUGGCUUAGUACGUUUGUCUUCAAACUGAGGCGUGCCUACAUGUGAGGUGUAUGAUGACUGUUGACCAGGCAUGUGGACAUGUGGUUUUAAAGAAAUAAAUAUCCAAAUCCUCACCUUCUCUGUCCUUUUUCUAAAACCUGAUCUAAGAAGUGUCUUCGUGUUGCAGCAUCAUGUUGCUGCUGGUUCUCCUUUCCCAACUCUCCUCACAGUCACCCCACUUCCAUUUCACAGAAGAAAGACAGUUUGUAAAUGUAUUGGUCAUACAUAUAGAGUGUUAUAUUUUGUUGUCCCAGGAUUUGUUGUUGCCCCAGGGUGGGUAAAAACUUCUGGGGCCCCAAAUAAAGGGACAGUUAGAGAUGGCCUUGCAUUAAGGUGAGUACACAGCAGCAGUGACAGCACCUGGGCCUGCAGGGAAUGUACACUCCAAUAAAUUUACUCUUCAGCCCGCAGUUCCUGACUCCAGGGGCGAGACACUUCAAGUGAGGUGAGGAGGAGGUUCCAGGACCUGGAUCCCAUCUUUUGCAGGGAUAUAAUUCACCAGAGACCAAGAUUUCUAGCCAGAAAUUGAGGGCAGCUCAAGGAGAGACUCCAGACACAGCAUCCUACUUACUGGCUAUUUCCCAGUAACAGAAGAAAAUGAUCAAGUCCCAGGAAUCACUGACCCUGGAGGAUGUGGCUGUGGAGUUCACCUGGGAGGAGUGGCAGCUCCUCGGCCCUGCUCAGAAGGACCUGUACCGGGACGUGAUGUUGGAGAACUAUAGCAACCUGGUGUCAGUGGGGUAUCAAGCCAGCAAGCCAGAUGCACUCUCCAAGUUGGAACAAGGAGAACCAUGGACAGUAGAAAAUGAAAUCCACAGCCAAAUCUGUCCAGAAAUCAAGAAAGUUGACAAUCAUCUACAGAUGCACUCACAAAACCAAAGAUGUCUGAAGAGAGUGGAACAAUGCCAUAAACAUAAUGCAUUUGGAAACAUCAUUCAUCAGAGGAAAAGUGAUUUUCCUUUAAGGCAAAAUCAUGAUACAUUUGACUUACAUGGGAAAAUACUGAAAUCAAAUUUACGUUUAAUCAACCAGAACAAAAGGUAUGAAAUCAAGAAGUCUGUGGGGGUUAAUGGAGAUGGGAAAUCCUUCCUUCAUGCCAAGCAUGAACAGUUUAAUAAUGAAAUGAACUUCCCCAAAGGUGGAAAUUCUAUGAAUACAAAUUCACAAUUCAUUAAGCAUCAGCAAACUCAAAAAAUAGAUAAACCCCAUGUAUGCACUGAGUGCGGGAAGGCUUUCCUCAAGAAGUCUCGCCUCAUCUAUCAUCAGAGAGUUCACACUGGAGAGAAACCUCAUGGAUGCAGUAUAUGUGGGAAAGCCUUCUCCAGAAAGUCCGGGCUUACUGAACACCAGAGAAAUCACACAGGAGAGAAACCCUAUGAAUGCACUGAAUGUGACAAAGCAUUCCGCUGGAAAUCACAGCUCAAUGCGCACCAGAAAAUUCAUACAGGAGAGAAAUCAUAUAUAUGCAGUGAUUGUGGAAAAGGCUUCAUCAAGAAGUCUCGGCUCAUUAAUCAUCAGAGAGUUCAUACAGGAGAGAAACCACAUGGAUGCAGCCUGUGUGGGAAAGCCUUCUCCAAAAAGUCCAGGCUCACUGAACACCAGAGAACUCAUACAGGAGAGAAACCCUAUGAAUGCACUGAGUGUGACAAAGCAUUCCGCUGGAAAUCACAGCUCAAUGCGCAUCAGAAAGCUCACACAGGAGAGAAGUCAUAUAUAUGCAGUGAUUGUGGAAAAGGCUUCAUUCAGAAGGGAAAUCUCAUUGUACAUCAGCGAAUUCAUACUGGGGAAAAACCCUAUAUAUGCAAUGAAUGUGGGAAAGGCUUCAUCCAAAAGGGUAAUCUCCUUAUUCAUCGACGUACUCACACUGGAGAGAAACCCUAUGUAUGCAAUGAAUGUGGGAAAGGCUUCAGCCAGAAGACAUGCUUAAUAUCGCAUCAGAGAUUUCACACAGGAAAGACACCCUUUGUAUGUACUGAGUGUGGAAAAUCCUGUUCACACAAGUCGGGUCUCAUUAACCACCAGAGAAUUCACACAGGAGAAAAACCCUAUACAUGCAGUGACUGUGGGAAAGCUUUCAGAGAUAAAUCAUGUCUCAACAGACAUCGGAGAACUCAUACAGGGGAGAGACCCUAUGGAUGCUCUGAUUGUGGGAAAGCUUUCUCCCACUUGUCAUGCCUUGUUUAUCAUAAGGGAAUGCUGCAUGCAAGAGAGAAACGUGUAAGUUCAGUCAAAUUGGAAAAUCCUUUCUCAGAGAGUCAUAGCUUAUCACAUACAAAUGAUCUCAUACAGGAUAAAGACUCUGUUAACAUGGCGACUGUGCACAUGCCUUCUGUGGCAGCUCAGACUUCAUUAACUAACAGUGAGUUCCAAGCAGAUAGCAAAGUAGCCAUUGUGAGCCAGCCUGUUGCCAGAAGUUUAGUCUCAGCAGAUAGUAGAAUUUGCACAGAAUAAAAACCUUAUGAAUGCAGUGAAUGUGGUAGUGCUUUCAGUGAUCAAUUACAUCUAUGUCACAAAAAACAGGAGCAAACUGUGAUACAUUCAAGGUGGAAAACCCUUGAGUAAAACCUUAUGGCUGAUAAGCAUAUACUACAGAGAAAAAUAGUAUGAUGUAGAGACUGGGAAAGUCUUUUAUGGGAAGAUAGAUCCUCUCAUCAGUGACCAUAGAUCACAUCAUCAGUGAGUUUAUAGUUGGCAGAAAUAUAAUGAUCAUGGAAAAGUCCUUGUUCAGAAAUAAUACCCUAGUAGGUAUCAGGGGGUUUUCACAGGAGGGAAACUGUUGGAAGACCUUUGAAGGCUAUGAAUCUGGCAGGGUUGCUAGUGGUACAUUCUGCCUUAUCCUCAGAGGAAAUCAUAGAAAUAAAACUAUGAAAAUAGUAACUAGAACAUCUUAAGCAAAAUAUGGAAGAACACAUGAGCAAGUAAGUCCUGUGAAAAGGAAUAUUUUAGAGAUUUCGAUCACAAAUCUAACAUCAUUAUACAGCAGAUAAUAUACAGGAUGUGUAUUUUAGGACAAUAUACCUUGAAUCACUAGUAUAUGUCAAUGACUAAUUAAAAGGGGUUGUCAGUGUUACACAUCAUUGGUUAAAUUUAUAACACAAUGUACCUCUUCCUUCUUUUUUGAUAUGCGUCUUCUAUUCCCAACCAAGAUCAUUAUAUGAUUAGCUCUUAUGUUUCUUUGAUUCCAAAUUUCUUCACUUGUUAUUUCAGACUACUGAAGCUCUUCAAAAGGAAAAAAUGUAUUUAAUUUAAUCAUGUAACACAAGUUUGGAUCUGUUUAUAAGUAUCACCCCAGAGGAAUGAAGUUCAAAACUUGUGAAUAACCAAUUGGCCGUGCUCUUAAUUUAGAAGGUAGUCCUCAUCCUAACCUUGUGGUUUGUCUUAUUGUUGGCAUAAACACCAUUCAGAAUAGUUUGAAUGAUCUAUUUUCUUUACCCGAAACUGUUUCCUUUAUGUAGGAACUGUGGAUGAUGGCAGUGGGAAACAAAGCAAAAUUUCAAGCCAGCAUUUUUAAAAAGCUGGAUUAUAUGCACGUAGCUAUUCUACCCUCCAGCAGCUGUAGUUAAAAAAUGCAUAUGCCUGUAUCCGUUGAAAGAGACGUACAAUGUAAAGAUCAAAUUGUCCUGAUAAUUUCUUGUUCAGGGGACAUAUUUGGAGUGGGAAGGGGAAAGGACUCAAUUUUCCUUACAUAAAACAGAAUACAAAUAGUUUUCUAAAAAGUGUUCAUGUCUUAUCUCUGCCUAAAUUAUAAAUUCCUUGAUAGGAACUUUGUAUACCACAGCAGAUACCAAAAUAUAAAUUAAUUAUAUGUAGAUUUGGAAGAUGAAUGAAGGUGCAUGAAUAACCCAGUGGACAAUUGAUAAAAUUACUUUUGCCAUUGAAGGAAAGGAGCGACCCAAAAAAAAUUCUAAGGAUUAGUAUUAUUCUAAAAAAAAACUUAAAAAAAAUCCUGAAUAGAGACUCAUUUCUGUCAUAAGAGGGGCAGAACAGAGAAGGAAUAGGAUUCACAGAAUAACCCCAAUUAAAAUAACAAAAUAACUUCAUUCUCUAAAAAUGAAGGACAGCAUGUAAGAUCAGUAAAGGUGAGAUCCUUUUGGAUAUCUUGGAGAAGAACCCUGAAAUUUGUCUACAGAUCUUUCACCUUGGAGAGUUGCUACUGUUUGAAAGAUCCUGACUCCUCUGUGGUAUGCUGAAUUGGAACAUACGGUUUAUCUUCAUCAUUCCUUCUCACCUGGGGUUAAGACCCUUGUCCUCUCCUGUACUCAGAGUUCCUUCCUUUGAUCUAAUAAAGAUAUGUCCAUGUUAGAAACAGUCCUGCUCACAAGGAAAAAUAAACUGGAAAUUUGCCAUAAA